Messenger RNA from Poecilia latipinna (sailfin molly), 2444 nucleotides. RefSeq names its product solute carrier family 44 member 5b (gene slc44a5b). The record is from RefSeq and is a predicted model, not a curated record. Gene Ontology annotation, biological process: transmembrane transport. Gene Ontology annotation, cellular component: membrane. The coding region runs from base 218 to 2392 and encodes 724 amino acids. NCBI's taxonomy places the organism in Eukaryota, Metazoa, Chordata, Actinopteri, Cyprinodontiformes, Poeciliidae. The transcript has 22 exons. Gene Ontology annotation, molecular function: transmembrane transporter activity.
CGCUGUAAACACGACUGACGCUCAGCUGCGUGGAUGAAGCAUCCUCAGAGCAUCCAAGAGCCCAAGACCGUGCAGGCUGCCUUUGUUUAUUUCACUACGGGACUGCUGUCCCUGUUUCUGCUACUGCGACGGGAUAAAAUAACUGACCCUCACCUCGACUCUCAUAUGCAGUCUCCAACACCAGCACGGCGGUGGUGUGCUUGUUCUACUAACUGCCAUGGCUAGAAACACGGACACCCCAUCUCCUUAUCCUUACCAUGGUGAACCAAUCAAGUUUGACCCAAACUUCAGAGGGCCUGUUCAGAACAGGAAGUGCACUGAUGUGAUUUGCUGCAUUAUCUUUCUCAUUGUUAUCCUGGGCUACAUCGCCCUGGGUACUGUCGCCUGGUUCCACGGAGACCCCAGGAAAAUCAUCUCUCCAACUGACAGCCAGGGUCAGUUUUGUGGCCAGAAGGACACCUCGAAUUCAAAUAAAAAUAUAUUAUUCUACUUCAACAUGCUGAAAUGUGCCAGUCCUGCAGUUUUAAUUAACCUCCAGUGCCCUACAACUCAGCUCUGUGUCUCCAAGUGCCCUGACAGAUUUGCCACGCUAUCCAACGUUUCAGCUGACAACAGCUGGGAAUAUUACAGGCAAUUCUGCAAGCCUGGCUUUGAGUUUGGAAGUAAGUCAGUUGCAGAGGUCAUUCGAGAUGAAGAUUGCCCUCUAAUGCUUGUGCCAAGCAAACCAAUACUACAGCGGUGCUUUCCGGAGUUCACAUCAAAGGAGGGAUUAUUAACUGUUGCAAAUCAGACCACCUUCAGAGACCAUCACAACAACACGUGGACUGUCAACGAUCUCAGAGAUGCUGCAAUGGGAAUAGCCAGUCUGCUGAAUGCCAAAGAAAUUGGCAUAAAGAUCUUGGAGGAUUAUGCAAAUUCCUGGGUAUGGAUAUUAAUAGGCCUGGGAAUGACCAUGGUGUUCAGUCUGAGCUUCAUCCUUCUGAUGCGCUACAUUGCUUGUGUGGUACUGUGGCUCAUGAUUUGUGGUAUCAUCAUUGCAGCCGGCUAUGGUGGCUGGCGGUGUUACAAAGAGUACGUUCUUCUGUUGGAUAAACCGGAUACAAACGUCGCCAUCUCUGAUAUUGGCUUCCAGACAGAUCUCAGCAUUUACCUUGAGAUGAGCCAGACGUGGCUCGUUUUGAUGAUCGUGCUUAUUUUGAUUGUGAUCGUCAUCGUUCUUAUGCUGAUUUUUCUGAGAAAGAAUCUAAGCAUCGCUUUUGCACUAAUGAAGGAAGGAAGCAGGGCCAUCUUUUACAUCAUAUGUACUCUCUUCUACCCGAUCGUCACCUUUUUUCUUCUGGCCAUCUGUAUAGCCUACUCUGCUGUCACAGCAGUCUUCUUGGCCUCUUCAGGUAACGCCAUCUACAAGGUGACAUCCCCUGAUGAUAAGUGCAUUCACAGAAACCUCACGUGUAGUCCAAAGACCUUCGAUCAGACCAACAUAGCCAAAGAGUGCCCUGGAGCACAGUGCAUGUUCGCAUUCUACGGUGGAGAGACUAUAUACCACAACUACAUCGUCCUCCUCCAUGUUUGUAACCUGUUUGUGUUCCUCUGGCUGGUCAACUUUGUCCUGGCCUUGGGAAAGUGCACUCUAGCAGGGGCAUUCGCCUCCUACUACUGGGCCAAGAGGAAGCCGAAAGACAUCCCCACCUGCCCUGUUUACGCUUCGUUCAGCAGAGCCAUGCGUUACCACACGGGUUCUCUAGCCUUUGGUUCUCUACUCCUUGCUAUGGUGCAGAUGAUCCGAAUUGUUCUGGAGAACCUUCAUCUCAAAUUGAAACAUUCUCAAAGUUGUAUGAGUCGGUUCCUGCUUCACUGCCUCAAGUGCUGCUUCUGGUGCCUGGAAAGGUUCAUCAAAUUUCUUAACACAAAUGCAUACAUUAUGAUAGCAAUAUACGGGCACAGCUUUUGCAAAUCUUCCAGGGACGCUUUUGAUCUCUUGAUGAGGAAUAUUUUGCGGGUGGUUGUCUUAGAUAACCUCAUCACGUUUCUGCUGUUCAUAGGAAAACUGGUCAUUUCAGGAGGAAUUGGGGUCCUUGCAUUUCUCUUCUUCUCCAAAAGAAUACCGAUUGUUCAAGAUAUGGUACCUCAACUCAACUUCAAUUGGGUCCCCCUUCUGACGCUGAUAAUUGGGUCGUUCAUGAUCACAAGUGGCUUUUUUAAUGUUUAUGCCAUGUGUGUGGACACGCUGUUCCUAUGCUUUUUGUGCGAUCUGGAGGUGAACAACGGCUCGCCGAGCAAGCCCUACCACAUGACCCCAAACCUGAUGAAGAUCUUCCAGAAAAGAACGAUUGUAGAAGUACUGGAAAGACCGUCGACGCCAUUGCGCGUAGUUACAAGAAGGAGAAGAUGAGGCGGUAAACUGUCAAAUGUCAGUUUAACUGGCAUGAGCUUUUCUAAAAAAA